This is a messenger RNA of Micromonas pusilla CCMP1545, 1128 nucleotides long. RefSeq lists its product as uncharacterized. The transcript has a single exon. The record is from RefSeq and is a predicted model, not a curated record. Gene Ontology annotation, biological process: regulation of DNA-templated transcription. Gene Ontology annotation, molecular function: DNA binding; DNA-binding transcription factor activity. Bases 1 to 1128 code for a protein of 375 amino acids. Lineage: Eukaryota; Viridiplantae; Chlorophyta; Mamiellophyceae; Mamiellales; Mamiellaceae.
AUGGAGGCGACGAUCAGAUGCUUUGUCGCAGACCACGCGGACCCCCGCCGAUCCAGCGACUUCACCCCGCCCGCGGUCGUCGAAGCGGCGGAGAUCCGCGUAAAACUCGAGAGCGAUUACCACAGCGAACACGACUACGCCGGCGACGUCAGCGAGGUAGCCGGCACUGAAGCCGGCGGCGGGGAAGACUGGGACGUGGACUCGGAUUCUAGUAGAGAAUGGAAUCGCGUCCCUGGAGCGAAGCGCAGAGCCGACGCCGACGCGGAGGACGCGGACCUCGCGCCGAGCGCGAAGAAACAUGCGGUGGCGAACGGUGAAAGAGUCGAAGUGGAAAGCGACGAAAGCGAUGAAAGCGACUACGGGCCACUUAAUGAAGCAGGCGCGUUCGAUGACGUCCCUUGCCUCGUUUGUGGACAGAAGGAAAGGGACGCGCGCCAGUUGCACGACGACUUCGUCUUGUGCGAGAACGUGGACAGUUGCAGGGGCGGCGGUCACUUAACGUGCUUGAAGCUGACGUAUGUGCCCAAAGACGUUUGGUUUUGUUCUCAGUGCGAAGACGAGAGCGACGGCGAACGCGCCGAGGUAAAGCCGCGCGGUGGUCGGCGUUGGAACCCAAAGUCGAAGUACUUUGGCGUCAGUCAGUUGAAAGGCAGAAAGUGGAAAGCCACGCACAAAAAUCAAUUCUUGGGAACCUUCGACACCGAGGUGGAAGCCGCGCGGGCGUAUCGAGACAGGGUCGGUGUGCAAGAUUUCGUGCUCCGCGACCCUAAGAAGCCUUUUAGCGACCCUAAGAAGCCGAUGCGGAAGUUGGUCCUCAACGUCAAGGUCGAACGCACGGACGUCGUCGCUGAAAGGCGCGGUGAUCUCGAUGACGACCAGCGCGCUACCCGCACGCGUUUGCCGCGUCAUCGGACCCCGAAAUCGAAGGCGGAACUCGACGCGGGGCUCGAAGACGCGCUCCCCGCUUCCGGAACGCCCGGCGAUACUCUCGCGGCGGCGGGCGACAAGAUGUCGAUCGAGACCGGUCUCGAAACGCUCAAAGAGUGGCGCGAGCGCAAGCUCAUCACCGAGAAGAUGUACGACGACCGCGCGAACGAGUUGUUGUCCAAGUUCACGGCCAAAUACUGA